AUGAAACUUGCCCGUUCUAAACGCACGACUAGGCUACCGAUAAGCCUUAUGACUGGUGGCAUCAAUCAGCCUCAGCUACCCGAGACUGAUGUGGGUCCCUCUCAGCCUCAGUUGCCCCAGCCUAUAGCGGGUCCCUCCCAGCAUCAGCCUUCCUCGGCUACAUCGGGUCCAGUCCAGCCUUUGUUGCCCGAGUCUACAGCGGGUCCUUCUCAUCCCCAGCUUCCCCUGCCUACGGCGGGUCUCUCCCAGAGUUUGCCUCAGGAUCCACACCGGACAGUUGAUUCAUUAGAGGAUACUUCUAGUGAUUUGUUGUUCACGAAAAGGAGUCGAGGCCCCACACGAUGCCAUCAAGUUUGGAACAUGUGUGAAGGGCAACACAUUUUUAUUACCACCAACAAUCUAGGGCAACCUGUUAAUGAAAAUGCUAGCAAGCUGACAAACGUUUUGGGGAUAAUAGCACGUAAUGAGGAUUACGCACCCCUUACAUAUUCUAAUUGGAGGGUAGUGCCAAACAAGAAGAAGGAUGAUAUGUACGAACUUGUCAUGAUACUGUCCAAGUUUCAGUUUGACAAAGAGAUUAAAUCUUGGGUGUUGAUGUCGAUUGGAAAAAAAUGGAGGGAUUGGAAGUGCGAACUGAAGAAAUUCCACUACUCACCUCAUGAUAAUGAUGAGGCGUGGCUAGCAGACCUCAAUGAGCAUGUCCAAAUGGAUCAGUCGAAGGCCCUCAUUGAGUUUUGGAACUCUGAAGAAGGAAAGGUAUGUGAUGAGUAG
Magnolia sinica is the source of this 771-nucleotide messenger RNA. RefSeq lists its product as uncharacterized. The record is from RefSeq and is a predicted model, not a curated record. Lineage: Eukaryota; Viridiplantae; Streptophyta; Magnoliopsida; Magnoliales; Magnoliaceae. The transcript has 3 exons. Bases 1 to 771 code for a protein of 256 amino acids.